AUGAGGCACUCUGAAGUCAGAGGUAUUGAGGAGGUUGCACGACACGAUGGGCCACCUAGGGUUCCAGAAAAUACUUCAGCUGGCGAGGAGCCGUUUCUUCUGGACAGGGCUACACACCGAUGUAAAGAGGUAUGUGGAGGCCUGCAAGCGGUGUGCACUGAGGUAGCUCCCAUACACCAGGAGAAGUGCUGGCUUGCAAAAUUCCGGACAGAGCGACCCCUGCAACUCAUCUGCAUCGACUUCUUAAGCCUAAAAAGAUCAUUAGGUGGAUACGAGAAUGUUCUGGUCCUCACUGACCACUUCACGCGCCACGCACAAGCCUACCCCACGAAGGACCAGAAGGCGACAACGGUGGCGAAAAUCUUGUGGCAGAAAUUCAUUGUCAACUAUGGUAUCCCCGAACAGAUUCAUUUUGACCAGGGGAGAUGUUUUGAGUCACGGAUCGUCAAAGAGCUGUGUCGCCUCCUAGGAGUGCAGAAGUCAAAGACAACUCCGUAUCACCCCCAAGGCAACGGCAUGACGGAACGAUUUAAUCGUACACUCCUGUCGAUGUUGGGCACCCUUGAGGAGACCGAGAAGAGGAACUGGGCGAUGUACACCGAGACAUUGACUCAUGCUUACAACAGCACACAACACGAGUCAACUGGCCACUCACCUUUCUUCUUAAUGUUCCUGAGGGAGCCCAAGCUUGCUGUCGAUAUUCAGUUUCCAACCCGGUCCAACGACAUGCUGGAGAUGCAGAUGCAGAACUUCCUAUCUUCGUCGAGAAUCUUCAGCGACAACUUCAUCGAGCCUAUCAAGAGGUUGAGGCACAAGCAGAGAGAUCUCGUCAGAAGCAGAAGAAAACUACAACAAGACAGUCAAGGAAACCACCUACGAUCCUGGGGACAAGGUGCUUCUGGCCAACAAGUCGCUUCGAGGAAAGCACAAGCUGAAAGACAAGUGGGAGGAGACCCCUUCAUUGUGGUCAGACGACAUCUCCAAGGUCCAGUGUAUGUAGUCAGACAACUCGGCUCCAUGAAGACAAAGUCUGUCCACAGGAACCUGUUGACAAGAUGUCACUUCCCAGUAGAUACACCAGAAAACAAGGCUGUACCACUUCUCUCUUCAGAUGAGACGUCCUGUGUUAUCCGUCCGUCGCCCGAGUAUAAUGACUCGGCAUCUUCAUCCAUCGAUGAACCCCAGCCUAGAGACCAGACAUCAGGCUCUAACUCAAGUUCCGAUCCUGACGAUUCAGCGGAUGAAUACUGUCCCUCCAGCUCUGAUGAGUCUGUGGAGAUUUUACCUGGCAGACUUUGA
Patiria miniata (bat star) is the source of this 1299-nucleotide messenger RNA. RefSeq lists its product as uncharacterized. The record is from RefSeq and is a predicted model, not a curated record. The coding region runs from base 1 to 1299 and encodes 432 amino acids. Gene Ontology annotation, molecular function: nucleic acid binding. The transcript has 3 exons. Gene Ontology annotation, biological process: DNA integration. NCBI's taxonomy places the organism in Eukaryota, Metazoa, Echinodermata, Asteroidea, Valvatida, Asterinidae.